GCCGAUUGUGAGCGGUGAUCUUCGAACAUCCGUGGUUGCCCUUUCUACUAUUCCAGCAUCCAACCGCUACCACCACCAUGUCCUUUGCGUGCUGCUGCGCCGGGAAGCUCGAGGCCGACGCUACCUUUGACGACGCGGCCAAGCCGUACGCCCGCGGGCCGUCGCCGCAGGUCACGCGCGGCGUGGCCAUCGUGCCCACGCCGCUCAACGCGCGCUCCAAACCGUCGUUCUUCAAGCCCCGCGCGCGCGAGUGGAAUCUCGACGCUGCGAUUGCGUCGUGCAAGGCCCAAGUCGCGGCCAUCGCCGCCGAGUGCUACGCUGCCAACCGCCACUUCCGCGACGCCGCGUUCGACGUGAGCGGCAGCGAGGACGACUGCCUCAGCUCGCUCGCCGAGGCGUGGGACCGCGUGACGCCGGGCGGCAGCCUUCGCGUCCGCAAUAUCUUUACGUCGCCCGUCUUUUGCGACAAUGGCUACGACGCCAGCGACAUCCAAGACGGCUACGCGUCGUGGUUCUUGGCGGCUGUCGCGUCCGCGUGUGCGAUGCCGGGCCUUCUCGCGCGGGUGUGUGUCGCCCGCGACGAGACGGUGGGUGUCUAUGGCUUUAUCUUCUUCAAGGACGGCGAGUGGGUCCCCGUGCUGAUUGAUGACCAGCUUUUCGUGACCGAGACGGACUUUGACCACGCCUACCUUGGCGGAAUCGCCAUGACCAAGGAGACUUUCAACGCGACGCUUCGGUCCGGCUCGUCGAGUCUCAGCUUUGCCAAAGCAGCGUCGCCCAACGAAACGUGGCUGCCGCUGCUGGAGAAGGCGUAUGCCAAGCUGCAUGGCGACUACAAGUCGAUCGAAGUCGGACUGACGGGCGAAGCGCUCGAAGAUCUCACGGGCGGCAUCACGACGCGCACGUUUUUGAAAGACGUGGCGGACCAUGACGCGCUGUGGCAAUGCGAUCUCGUUGGUCAUCUCCACGUCGACGCGCUCUUUGCCGCGUCAAUCGAGACCAAGCACUCGUACCCCGAGAUGGCCUCGAGCAAUGGCUUGCUGCACUUGCAUCCAUACGCAGUGCUGCGCGCGGUCGAGGUCGGCGGCCACCGACUUGUCCAGCUGCGCAAUCCGCAGAAAGGCCAUGAAUGGACCGGCGACUGGUCCGAUAGCUCGGAGCUCUGGACCACUGAGAUGAUUGACGCGCUGGGCCACAGCGGCGGCGACGACGGCUGCUUCUGGAUGGCGUGGACGGACUUUUUGGACGAGUUUACCCAUCUCGAACGGACGUGGAUCGAUGAUGCGGCCACGUCCCUCGCCGUGCACCCAAGUCCGUGGGUGGUCCUGCGCGCCGGGUGGCCCGCUGCGUGGCAGCCGUCGGUGUUUACCUUUGACGGCCCGGACGUGCUCUCGCGGGUCACGUUGGUGCUCCAGCAAGCCGACACGCGCCGCUGCAUCGGUCUCGAAGGGAGCUAUACGUUUGGCCUGCGCUGCGCCGUGUACCGCAGCCCGGACGCCAAGACCAAAAAGCGAGUUUUGGUCGGCCAGUAUACGCAAAACGCCUUCCAUCGCAGCGCAAGCCUCCAAGUCGUGCUCCGCCCGGGUCUGUACGAGCUCGAUGUGAUGGUUGUCCGCACCGCCUCGGGGCGUGCGUCGAUCGCGGACGUCGUUGCCGAGAUUGGGGCGUCGCGUCCCGAGAAGCUCCGACAGCGCUGUGAAGCUGUCGAUGCGAGCCGCGCCCGCGCCAAGAGCGACGUCAACGUGCUCGCAAUGGCGGCGGCAACGCAGCACACCGCGUACGAGCGUGCGCGCGCGACAGGCAGCACGGACGAUGAUGGCAGCCUCGAAGGGUCCGUCGUUGUCGGCCUCCGCCUCUUGUCCAAAGCCGUUUAAACUAGCAUUCUAGCAUUGUGUAUGGAAAAAGAGAUAUGCUCUUGUUUGAUGUCGAACACGGUUUAACGUUGAGCGACCG
Molecule: messenger RNA, 1953 nt
Organism: Saprolegnia diclina VS20
Lineage: Eukaryota; Oomycota; Saprolegniomycetes; Saprolegniales; Saprolegniaceae
Exons: 1
Coding region: 78-1874 (598 amino acids)
Biological process (GO): proteolysis
Cellular component (GO): cytoplasm
Molecular function (GO): calcium-dependent cysteine-type endopeptidase activity
Source: RefSeq, a predicted model, not a curated record